AUGAAGCUAGCAAUCCUGUCGAGUGUGCUUGGCUUCGCUCUCGCCACGUCAGAGAGAGUGCGACGCCACGAUGACGGGGGCUUUGGAGGUGGAGGCGGCGGAUUUGGAUACGGAGGUGGUGGUGGCGGUGGUUUUGGAUUUGGCGGAGGGGGCGGGGGUGGAUUUGAAGCCGUUCACGAAGGCGUCAAAGGUAUUUUGGAUAAAGUUCACGACGGAUUCAACCACCUCGCCAGCGGAGGAUUCACCGCCAGUGGAGGAGUAGGUGGCAGUAAUUACGGCGGCGGUUAUAAUGGUGGAUCCGGUGGAUUUGGAGGAACUAAUGAAAAAACUGUGUACACUAAAUCCGAAGAUGGAAAAUCUGGCGGUUUCGCGUUCACGGGCACAUUUGAUGGCAAUAAAGGUGGAUAUGGAGGCGGAGGAGGCUACAGCGGAGGAGGAGGUUAUGCAGGAGGAGGUGGCUACGGAGGAGGAGGCGGUUACGGAGGAGGAUCUGGAUUUAGUGGUGGGAGUGGAGUGGGAACCAGUGUGGGGAAGGGUAGUGGUGCACCCAUAAUUUUAUCCAUAGGCGGAAGUGGGAAAUCUGAUAGUGGAGGUGGAGGUGGAUAUUCUGGAGGUGGAAGCGGUGCUUAUGGGGCUGGAGGUGGUUUUGGAUUAAACGGUGGGACUUCAGGCACCCACACCCUUGGAAAAGUAAAAGAAGUAUAUGUUAUACAGGGCGGUGGCGAAUCCGGUGGCCUUACUGGAAUUCAUGGAAGUCAUAGUGGAGGCGGAGGUGGUGGCUACGGGGGUGGCUUUGGCGGUGGAACCGUAGGUGGUAGUAGCCACGCUACUAAAGUUCUCACCGGCUCUUUAACCUUUGGUGUCGCUGGUGAAGGAUCUGGAAUAGGAAGUAGCGGAGGGAAUGAAAAAUAUUACGGAGGAGGCGGCCAUGGAGGCGGACAGGGUGGUGCAUUCGGAGGUGCCAUCGGCGGUGGUUCUAGCGGUGGAUUAGGAAGUUCUGGGGGCCACGGUGGUAGCGGGGCGAAAAUCCAUAGCCACUCCGGCGGCGGAGGUGGAGGCAUAUUUGGCGGCGGAUUUGGAGGAGGAUUCGGUGGUGGCUCUGGAGGGGGAUUAUUAAGCUCAGGAGGCUUCGGUGGUAGUGGAGGGAAAGCUCAUGGUAGCUCUGGAGGAGGUGGACUAGAAAUUAGUUUUGGAGGUGGAGGCAAGGGAAGCGCUGGUGGUAGCAAUUGUGGAUCAGGAUCUUGUGAACAAAUCAACGCAAGUCAUGGAAGUAGUGGCAACAGCAAUUCUGGGGGAUAUGGAGGUGGUGGCGCUGGCGGUUACGGGGGUGGUGGAGGUGGUGGCUUUGGGGGUGGAGGCUCCGGCGGUUUGGCAUUUGAUAGCAACCAUGGCGGUGGUUGUACCGGCUCUUGUGGAGGAUCGGGGGGUUCAGGAGCAUAUGCCUCCGCUAGUGCCAAAGCAUCAGCAUCCGCCAGCUCUGGCAGCUACGGUAAAUAGCGAUCGUAAAGGGAUGUAAAUUUGAAACAAAUGUCCCAAUCAGCAUGGUUUUAUUUGUAGUUUUAUCAAAGUAAAAUGUACCUGUAAAUAAAUAAUAAUAUAUAAGACUAUGCACUGUAAUAUAUGAAGCUAUAUAAAUCCCGCUGCUCUUGCUAUGAGUUAUCUUUAAAGAGAGGGUUGUGUAUACAGUCAACAACACAUCGAGCUAUAUACUUUUGUUCGAAUAUCGCCUCCAGUACAACGGAACAAGAUCCGUCAAUGUAUAAUACCUUGAUGUGCUGAUGUCAGUACUUCAUCGUGAUCGAAUUUAAAUGUGAUAUCAUAUUUUGUAAAUAUGGUUAAAUUAUAGUUAUUAACAUUAUGUAGAAAAGCAUAUUUGUUUAAACAUAAACAUUCAAAUUUGAUUAAUUCAUACAAUACACCGGAUAUUUAGUGGAAUACUAUUAUAAUUUUUUUUUUUAAUGAAAUUGAUAACACUAGCCGGUGGCUUUUUUUAUGCCUGGUUUUAUUUGAAAACACAAAAUUAGUCCUCUGUUUGUAUGUCUUGUAGUUUUUUUUUUAUUAAUUUAUUUUCAUUUCCUACUAAUAGAGCUUUGUUAGUGGAUCGAGGGUGAUUACACGUUCUUGUAUAUUUCGUAAACUAUUAGUGGAUUUUUUUAUUAGUUAUAAAUUUUUGAUUUAACCAAUGUUAAACUGUCCUAUCAGAUCGAAUGAAUUUUUUGCGUUCGAUCUUUGUAUUAAUAAUUAUAGCAAACUAGUGGAGUAAUUUCACAAAAAAAAAUUAAUAUCUUGGUAGUAAAAAAUCAUGUUAUUCAAUCAAACGAAUAUUACAAUG
Hyposmocoma kahamanoa is the source of this 2332-nucleotide messenger RNA. RefSeq names its product glycine-rich cell wall structural protein-like. Lineage: Eukaryota; Metazoa; Arthropoda; Insecta; Lepidoptera; Cosmopterigidae. The transcript has 2 exons. The record is from RefSeq and is a predicted model, not a curated record. The coding region runs from base 1 to 1497 and encodes 498 amino acids.